This is a messenger RNA of Pantherophis guttatus, 11273 nucleotides long. It is a transcript of the gene AGAP2, whose product is annotated as ArfGAP with GTPase domain, ankyrin repeat and PH domain 2. Gene Ontology annotation, biological process: negative regulation of neuron apoptotic process; activation of GTPase activity. Gene Ontology annotation, cellular component: nucleus. Gene Ontology annotation, molecular function: GTPase activator activity; GTP binding; GTPase activity. The record is from RefSeq and is a predicted model, not a curated record. NCBI's taxonomy places the organism in Eukaryota, Metazoa, Chordata, Lepidosauria, Squamata, Colubridae.
GGGGGGGUGGGGGAGAGCUGAAAGAAGGUGUCCGACUGGCCUCUCGCUCAGCUUGGGCGGAUUACAGCAAACCGGGAAGGCCGACGAAGAGGGCUGGGGCGACGGGCAAAAGGAUGCACCGUAGGAGCGCUGCAAAUGACGAGACCGGAGGGGAAAGUGUGAAAGAUCCUGGCAACUCGCCAGCACUAUGAGGUCUGCACUGAGGGGCUACCGAGGUUGCCGCAGCACCACAAAAGGGGACAUGCUUGCAACGAAGCUGUGAUUUUUAUUUUUUUAUAUAUAUAUAUAUUGCCUUCUACCCCCAUCUCCUCCCUUGUCCCCUUCUUCUUCCCUGCGCCGGGCUUCUCUGCACGGGAACAGCCAUCCUUUUUGCCUCCUGCCAGUUUGCCUCUUCGGAAGCCGCCGCAUCCCACGCCGGGCUCCAUCGGUGGCUGAGAUUUCUUCCUGGAAAGAGGCUGAGCACCCCACCCCCUUUGCCCAGCUUCUGGCGUUUGGACUUUAUUUAUCCGCUGGCAAAGGGGCUGCUUGGAAGAUGCUCACCUUCAGGCCUUCGGCAGCUGAGCUGCAGGGAAGUGGAUAAAUAAGGUUUGGAAGAGAUGCUCCGGCUCUUGCAGCAUUCCUCUGGAGCUGCCCUUUGUGCAUGGACAGAGCAGGGGAGGCGUUAGGGUUCCAGCUGGCGGCUGGCAUCCGCUGCCAUCCAGAGGGGGUGGCAACCACCCAACCGGCGGCGGCGGCAGAAGCAGCAGCAGCAGCAGCAGCAGCAGCAAGAGGAGAAACGUCUGGCAGAUGCUGGCUAACGGUGUGGGCACUGCCGCCGUCCGUUCCCCCAGGCACUCAUGAGCAGAGGAGCAACCCUGCAGCGAAGGACGACCUACCUGAUCUCCCUGACCCUUGUGAAGCUCGAGUCCGUUCAGCAGCUCCAGCAAGGGGAACAGCAGCAGCAGCAGCAGCAGCAGCAGCAGCAACCGCCAGAGGAUGAGAAGGCAAGGGCUGAGGAUGGGGCUUCUCAGCCGGAGGGCAGAGCAGGCAGCCUCCCCUCCAGCCCUAUGGCUUUUCCAUCAGUUGCCGAAUCCUCCGGGUUAAGGAGCCAUAAGGAAGCUGAGGAGGCGGCCAAGAUCAAGAGGCAAGAGCGCAUCUUCCACCGGCAGGAUGCGCUCUGGAUUAGCACCAGCAGCGCCAGCACUCCCGACUACCUACUGCAGUUGUCGCCAGGCUGCCCUGAGACGCCUGGCCCAUCCCCAUCCCCUGAUGGCACUGGGCGAGCUGGAUCUCUCUGGACCCCACCCAGCAGCAGCAGCAGCCAAGGCAGUCCUUGGGAUCCAAAUCUCGGAUUAACAGCAGCUGCCCCCAGGGCCAAAGCCACCAUCAGCUUGGAUGCACCAGCCAUGAUGCCGAGAUCUGAGGUGCUGGGAACUUCAGUGGCUCCAGUUGUGCCCCCCAAGCCUGACCCACUGGUGCUCCCUGUUGCACCAGCUGUGCCCCCCAAACCCGAGAUGGCGUUGACCUCCAAAUCUCAGCCAGCUGUCCCCUUUAUCGCUCCGCCUCUGGCUCCUAAACCUGAGCCUGUGGUGCCCUUCCAGCGUGAGGCAACUAUGCCAUGCAUAGCCCCAGUUCUGCCACCCAAACCCGAACCAGCAAUUCCCUCUAUAGCCCCCAUCAUCCCCCCCAAACCAGAACCACCUGUGGGCAUUAUCUUUUCAUCUGCUCCUCCCAAACCUGUGAUGGUCGGCCCUUCGGUCUCCUCCACUCUCCUUUCUAAGCCUGAAGGUACUUUUGCCCCGUCAGCUCCUGCUGUAGCUCCAAAGCCCAAAGCCAUUUUGGUUCCAGUCAUGCCCAGUGUGCCACCAAAACCAGAAGUGGUUCUGAUCCCCUCCAAGGCUGGGUUGAAGGAAACCUUGGAGAUCCCUGGAGAUGAGUUGCCAAUCCCACCUCCAACCACUGCCAGCUGCUCCUCCAGUGCUGCUGCACCUGGACGCCGGAUGUUGGUCAGUCAUGCUAGCUGGGGUGGCCCUGAGCCUGGGACCAUGGAAAUGACGGUGAGCCGUGUGGGUGUUUCUUCCUUCUCUCACUCGGGAGCCUCCUCUCCUCACCCUGCUGCUGGAAAUCGCCGCCUCCGCUUGGCCACAAAUAAGCCUUUCAAAACGGUGACCACCACGGGGGCUAAGGUGGGUACAGAGUCAAAGGCCAGCAAGGGGAGCCACAAAGGGGGUACCCCAAAUCGCCUGUCGUGGCCGGAGAGUGAAGUCAAGGGCCGCAUGAAGGUGGCAGUCAAAGGGAGCGGGGAGACUGUCCCCCGAGGAGGGUCCAGGGCGAAACUGUCGCCUCACAAAAACAAAAGCAAGACUCUGGACAACAGUGACCUCAACCAUGGCCCAGUCAGCUUAGCCUCAUCUGGUUCUUGCUCCUCAGAGGCUGCAGUAGGGCUGAAGAGAGGCCGGGAGGGUGGAAGGGCCUCCACUCGUGACCGAAAAAUGCUCAAGUUCAUCAGUGGCAUCUUCACCAAGAGUCCGGCUUCCACUCCCACUCACCCUGGGCCUGGCUGGAGUCUGAGCCAUAAAGAGCUGCUUAGUGCUGAGCUGACCAAGGGAGAAUUACCCAAGGCUGUGGCAAAUAGCCAAGAAUGGACUCUUAGCCGCUCUAUCCCUGAGCUACGCUUGGGUGUCCUUGGGACCAUCAAGAGUGGCAAAUCAGCCCUGGUUCACCGCUACUUAACCGGAUCCUACUUGGGCCUUGAACCUGCAGAAGGGGGCCAGUUCAAGAAAGAGGUCAUGGUGGAUGGUCAGAGCCAUCUUUUGCUGAUUCGAGAGGAAGCUGGGCCACCAGAUGCUAAGUUCGCCAAUUGGGCAGAUGCCGUCAUCUUUGUCUUCAGUCUGGAGAACGAGGCCAGUUUCCAAGAGCUGACUCAGUUCUACGGGCUCCUCACCAACUACCGUGCCGUUUCCGACAUGGCUCUUGCCCUGGUGGGCACUCAGGACAAAAUCAGUGCCAGCAAUCCACGUGUGAUUGAAGAUUCCCGAGCCCGGGCUUUAUGUACAGAAAUGCGCCGUUGCCUCUACUAUGAGACCUGUGCCACUUAUGGGCUGAAUGUUGAUCGGGUCUUCAGUGAAGUUGCCCAGAAGAUUGUGAACAUGAAGAAACAACAGCAGCUGCUUGCAUCCUGCAAAUCUUUGCCCAGCACACCCAGCCAUUCAGCAGUUUCUACACCGGCAAGUAAUGGUGGCCAUACAAGCGACUACUCUUCAUCCCUUCCUUCCACGCCCAAUAUUAGCCAUCGGGAGCUGCGCAGUGAGGCGUCAGCUAUUAUUGGCACACCCAGCUCCCUGCAACGUGGGACCAAACGCCGGACCAGCCUGUUCACUAAUCGCAGAGGGAGUGAUACAGAGAAGAGGAGCCUGGAUAGCCGAGGUGACAACACAGGCAGUGGGAGAGCUAUACCCAUCAAACAGAGCUUCUUGCUGAAACGAAGUGGGAAUUCUCUGAACAAGGAGUGGAAGAAAAAAUAUGUCACUCUGUCCAGUAAUGGUCUUCUCUUCUAUCACCCCAGCAUUAAUGAUUAUAUCCAUGGAACCCAUGGGAAAGAAAUGGAUCUCCUUCGCACCACUGUAAAAGUACCUGGCAAACGCCCACCCAGAGCCAUCUCUGCCUGUGGUGCCUCCUCAAGUAUCAACGGCCUGGUGAAAGACAUGAGCAGCGUUGGAGUUGGGGACAGCAGUACUAGCCCUAGUCCGGGCCUGCUGAAUCCUCCAGUUGACCCAGCAGUCAAGCUCUUAGGCAAACCGGAGCGUUUGCAGCGCUCGGUAUCUUCUUCCAAAGCUGAAGUAUCCAUGGCUGCAGAAGGACUAUCCAGUCCUGGCAGCAGUGGCAAAGACCCUCCUCCAUCUCCUAUGAUUGACAGAAAGAAACACAGGCGGAAGAAGCUCAGCACACCAUCCAAAACUGAGGGAUCAACAGGGCAGGCGGAGGCCAAGCGUAAAAUGUGGAAAUUAAAAACCUUUGGUAGUUUAAGAAAUAUUUAUAAAACAGAGGAAGAGAACUUCGAAUUCAUCAUCGUCUCCAGCACAGGGCAGACAUGGCACUUUGAGGCCAACAGCUUCGAGGAGAGAGAUUCCUGGGUCCAAGCGAUCGAGAGCCAGAUCUUGGCCAGCUUGCAGUGCUGUGAAAGUAGUAAGAACAAGGCCCGGAUGGACAGCCAGAGUGAAGCAGUGGCAAUCCAGGCUAUCCGAAAUGCCAAAGGAAAUUCUUUGUGUGUGGAUUGUGGGGCAUUAAAUCCAACCUGGGCCAGUCUGAACUUGGGGGCGCUGAUCUGCAUUGAAUGUUCUGGCAUCCACCGGAAUCUGGGCACCCACCUGUCUCGUGUGCGCUCUCUUGACUUGGAUGACUGGCCCCUGGAGCUCACUUUGGUGCUCACCUCUAUCGGGAAUGAAACAGCCAACAGCGUCUGGGAGAAAUGCACACAGGGACGCCGGAAACCCACCUGUGAGUCAUCACGGGAAGAGCGAGAAUCUUGGAUCCGAGCCAAAUAUGAGCAACGACUAUUCCUGGCACCACUACCAAACUCUGAACUCUCCCUUGGGUGUCAACUGUUCCAGGCUGUCUUGGACCAAGACUUGGGGGCUGUGCUGCUCUUGCUAGCCCACAGUGCCAAGGAACAGAUCAAUGCUCCUACCGGGGACAAGGACCGGCGCACAGCUCUGCAUGUGGCAUGUGACCUUCCACACGUGGUUAUCACCCAACUUUUGGUCUGGUACGGUGCUGACGUUAAGGCCCAUGAUGCUGUGGGGCACACCGCACUCUUCUACGCUCGCCGAGCAGGAAGCCAAGAAUGCAUUGACAUCUUAAUGCAACAUGGUUGCCCAAACGAAGGCUACAGCACUAUUGCCACCCCAGGCCUGCGCCGGAAAAGCAGCAGUGCCAGCAUGGGAAGGACCGAGGCCCGAACUGCCCUGGUGUAGCAUGCCAGGGGGAGCCUCUUCCCCAUCCUAACGGUGCCAACAAGGGUGCAGUGACUGAUGCCUCCUCUCCUUAAGGAGAUCCCACUCCCCUCUGGCACCUGGACUGUAAUGCCAAGGAGCAUAGAUCAUGACUUGUGUCAUGCAGAGGAGGUGGCAGCUCCCAUCCAGAGCCCAGCUUCAGCGGUUCUGCUUGGCACAGGCUGCCAUCACCAAGACUCACAGCUCUCUCUACUGCCAGGCCUUGAGCUGCUCUGCUGAUAUCCUGGGCAAACAGCCGUCUCUCCAGACAGGUCAUCAGAGAAAGCCUACAGAGAACCGAGAGCAAUGCGUCCCAGUAUUUGGAGUGAAUAAGAAUUAGGACCUGGGCUGACAUUGUUGUCUUCCCAAUUAAGACUUUGGGAAAUGAGAGGGACAAGUGUUUAUGUGGGGUCAGCUCCCCUUUUCUUUCUGGGUUUAUAAGAAGUGUUGAAGGCGGAAUGUAAAUCAGCAUUACUGGAGCGGUUGGUGACUGAACUGUACUAACCACUUCUAUGGAGCCCCAAAACAUAACAAUAGGGUGGUGGGGCAGGGGGGGAGUGUUGAAGGGCCCAAGAGCAUUUGUCACAACAAUAGCACUGAGGGAAGAAGGUUCAAGGGGGAACCUUUGUGUCACUUAACUUGGCUUAAGUGAAUCCCUCUCCUCCCCGUGUCAGGGUAUAGGGCUUAGUGGAUGCACUUGAGCUGUGGCACACUAAAGGGGCUGUAGGCCAGCCUCCCUCAUUUCUAGGCAGGAACGCGUACAAAAACAGGAGUGAAGUUGCUUGCUCAAAUCCAGCGUGGAUGAGCAUGUGGAAAACAUGCAUUUCAUGGAAAAACCUGUUUCCGUUAUUCAGUUUCCUUUGCCCUUUCAACAAAUUGGGUUUUCUCUUCUAGAACGCCGACCCUUCCCACCUCUCAAAAAAUUGAGCAAGAGUGGGAGAGAAAAGUUAGGGAUGUCCUAAUAUAUACAUUAUAUAUAAAAACAGCAUCCUAACUUAACCAGGCAGUAAAACCACCUACUGACUCUUGGGGGCAUUUUUCUUUAUCCCAGAGAGAGAACAUAUUUUUAUUUAGCAGGCACAGCUCCUAAUGCCUGUUUUGUGAAGCGUUUUAAUUUGAAAUGUCAUGAGGCUGUUGUGAAGCCCACCUGCACCCGGCCUUGUCCAGGUCAAAGCCGGUGAGGCUGAAUGAAUUAGGCCAAGACACCAAUUAGCAGCCAGUCUCCACCUAUUGCCUUGCCAGACCCCUUUAGUCUUAGACUCAGGAUCACCCUGCUAUCACCCGGAAACACCAAGCACACUCCUUCUUCAAGCCGCACUGAAACACAUUCCUUCUGCUAACUUUCCUCAGGUCUGGUGCCUGAUCGUUGCACUGAAAUAGCUGUUAUGUCUUACACUCUUUCAAAGGCCCCAGGCUGCCUCCUUCUCCUAGAAACCUUUUCACUCUUUCAGAUCGUUCAGAGGAAGUAACAAAAUGGUUGAGGCAGCUGGUUACGGGCCAAGAAGGGGGCUCAACCAUGGUGAGGCAAACGCUGGGCAUCUCUGAGGAAUUCAACAAGGCCAUCUUUUAUGGAUGCUGAACCUCCUCCUGAAGCUAUAGACAAACUGAGCAGCCAGAGGGGGUUCUUCCAAAGCAACACACAGCCUGGCUGUUAAAAGAAGAGUCAUUUUUUUUAAAAAAGAAAGAAAUGAAGGAACAUUUGUAAAAAGCUCCUUUCUUCACUCCUCCCAGUAUUAUCUCCCCUUUCUGACUUUUGUCCUAGUUUAUUGCUUCAUUUCGAGAAGGAUAAAAUCCUUCCCACUCUUUCUUCUUUCUAGUUUGGCAGCUCUCCUGGUGCAAGUGUUUACAGGCCUCGCCUCCACUGUUGUGGCAGGGGCUUCUGUGUGGUUGUGAUGAGUGAUGUGGUCUCAGGCUUUAUUUCAAAUCUGUGAUCAGGGUAAUGCAAUUAAUCCUCCCUCCCCAGUGUGGACAGACCUGGGCUGGAGCAGCCGUUACAAUUGCUGGCUCCAUCCCACUGACCUCUGGUCAAACCCAGCCUGAUCUCAUUCCUCUGGCCGCUGGUUUGUACCAUGAGAACUGGACAUGCAGGCAAAGGGCACAAGCCCAGCCAGGCCACAUCACCUCUUAAGACACCUAGGGCUUCCUUGCCCUUCUGAAUCUGACCAAGUUCUUGAAUGUACUGGCGAUUGUGUUGCACGAGAUCCAUGCCCCUUAGCUGUGAGAUGGAACCCAACAGGCCUGGCCCCAAGAGGAUGGUUAACACAACCACAUUGUUGCCGGAUUCCCCACGGCAUGAUGGAUGAGCACGGCAGGCCUUUGGGAAGGGAAUCGUGGCUUCCGAGCACUUUUGAAUCCAGCCUUGAGGGUCAGAAGAAGGGAGGGGGCACUGAUCCAUCAACACUGAAUGUAAUUUAUGCUUAGGGGGGCCUGGCAGUUCAGCACAAGUUCCUGGGAGAGCCUCUUGUGCAAGCCCCCGAUUUGGGGCUCGAAAAGUAAGGUGGGCGGAAGUGGGGGGAGGGAGGGGAUGUGAAAGUGCCAGAGCUAAUAUUAUUGGCUCUGUGCAGCUGUUGUAAUCUCUUGGAUUGUACCUUGUAAGUAUGUGACAAUGUAAGAAGAUGUAAUAACAGUGACUGAUUAUUCCUUCUUGUGAUAGCUCUCCAGAGUUGGAUUGCCAAGUGGGUGGGAAUAUUUCCGUUGUUUUUUUUUUCUUCCCUCUUUACAGCAGCAGCAAAUAAGGAAGAGCAUUUAGGAGAAAGUAAAUGUUGGCCCACUUGGAAAUUUCUAAUGCUGGGAAGGAGAAGAGACGGAAAGUGAUAGUAACGGAGUUUGUAACAAUUGGUCAAAUGCAAGCUAGGGACAUGAUAUUCAGGCGAUCUCAGAAGCCUUGCUAUGUUCCCAGGAGACCACAAGAAAGUAACAGUACUCUUAAUUGUCUCCACUUGAUCAUCUCCUUUCCUAUCUUUUAUCCCACUGCAUCAAAAUUUAGUGUUUAAAAUGACAGAAGUAGGGGGAAAAAAACCUCAGCAAAUAGAUGGACAGGAAGAUUCCUAAGAGCAUUUGCUUAACUUGUAUUGCUUUACCCCUUAUUACUUAGCUCCCGUUGGUGUCUUGCUGUAGUACUAUACAGAGACAACUGAGCACAUCUACGUCCAUUGAGAACUUCAUCCACCACAUACUCAAAUGCGUGUGCUGCAUGAUAAAUACUUCUCCUUCUAGCCAUUCUCACCUGUUCUUGCUAUCGCAAUGCCUUCAUUUGUGAACUGCUGCAUGAAUGGUCCAUUGUAGGAAAACCUCAAUUUAAUAGACGAGAGGGGAAGGGUAGUCCGUUAACUCCAAAAUGAUAUCAGUUUCCAUCCAUUUGCACUGUUUGUGUGACACUUGUGUCCAGACUGCUUCAGAAAUGGGCUUUUGUCUUGUUAUUUGCGGGGGAAGCAAAAAGAAAAAUGUUACCCAUCACCUCACAAGCCUGCUGAAUUGAGGUUUUACUGUGUCUUCAUUUAAAGUAUGAUAAUUGGUGAUCUGUAAAUUGAGUUGGUAGAUAGGAAAUGUGGUUAAAACAAGUAGAUUAAGACUUAUUUGGGGGGAAAAUGCCACCGAGCAAUAAUCCAUUACAGUUAGUUGUUGGCUUCCUCACCCUAACAGGCUUCACACAUUCAGUGGGUUUUAUUUGCAGCUGCUGCUUAGUGUCAGUUCUGAAAUGGCUCCUUCUGUGUCUCCAUUAGCCCCUUAAAAUAAAAAUAAAAAAUCCAUUUUGAUAAAAGAAAAACCAGAAGACUCCUCAAAGGGGGAGAUUUAAGGGUUUAUUCUUCAUUUUAGAAAUCCAGUCUGCCAAACUGAAAAAGUACAGAUUCUAAAUGAACAUAAAUUCCCCCAACAUUGAAAAAAGUAAAAAAUAAAAUUUAGAAUUUACUUCAAGUUUAAAUAGGUUUCUUUUUCUUCUUCAAGAGACUGUAGCAGAUGAGUUAGAAUGCUGAAACUUUUUAAGUGCUAUAAUUGGUAUUCGAACAAAAUUAAGACUUUCCUAUAGACAUAUCUUUGCCCAAUUCCAAUGUUACUUUUUAAAUGUAACACUACACACCCACACUAAUCUUUUUACCGUUUCUUUUUAAGAAACGGUACUACACAGCAACACUAAGAUUAAUCUCUUUUUGCGGAAAACCAAGUAAUUCCCACCCCUACCAAAAUCUGCACAAUCAAACUCUUCUGUGCUAAUAAUAAAGGCCAGCUAAGCCACUGUCAUCCCAAUUCAGAGACUUUGGAGAUCCACAGUUUAAAAAGUGCUCACCGCUUCUGUGAAAAUUUGAAGAGCCCUUCCAUGAUGCUCAUUCUUGUAGGCAAAAAAAAAUCAAAAUACUGUAGAUUCAGCAAAUGUCAGAAUUCUUAAUUCAAUCGUGUGCUGUUUAGAAAGGCGUGCACAGAACUUUGAAAGUCAUUUUAAAAGUUAUAUCAGUGAAAAGAUACAUAUUUAUAGGGAUCUCACAUAUAAAGAGUGCAACUCGCUACAUUCAGAUGUUUCAGUGGGACUUAUGCGAUACAUAUUCUUAGUUUCUCUGACAAUAAGACAGGAUUUUUAAAGAGUACACAGAAACCUUUCAAGACUAUUUCCCUUUGUACAACUAGACAAUAGCUCCCUUAUUGGCAGUAACCACGUCAGAAGGUCAUUGUCUUGAAAUAUGUUUCAUGGUUAGUGAACAUUUUUAGAAACUUAUCCCUUCUUAUAUUUUAAUGGAAAAACCUGUAAACAUGACAAAUCUUAUUGAGAGGCAAAGUCAGUCAAUGAGGGACAACAAGAAAAGCACAAACUGAAGAGAAGGUGGGGACUGGGAUUAAACAACAACUCUUCAAAUCAGCACCAAGGUUCAGCCCAACUGUCCAUGAAAAAUUGUGGAACGAAGGCUUCAUACCCAGCCCUUUCAACCAAGGGCUAAAACAGCCUCUUCUUUCUCCUCAUAACAAAGAUACAAAAAUUCCAUCAUAAGUUACAGAGUAAUGGAAGCCAGUUGGUUAGGAUCACCAGUAUAUGUAGCUGACUUAAGCUGCCUUUCUCUUGAGCUUCAUCUCCUAGAGUUGGGGGCUAAGGGCCAGAAUGGGCAGCUGUGAAGUUGGCGCCACAGUCAACGUAAUUGUAGGUCUCCAAGGAACUUUGAGAUAUGUGGCCAAUGUAGGAGAUUUUCACUGAAGUUCUGAAAGGCAGAAACAAAAGAGAAAAAGAUGAUUAUUUUUUUUUAUAAACCAAAAAGUAAGUGGAGUCCUCACAACGUAUACCUAUACUGAAAUGUUAAAUUAUGGGCCAGAAUGUUUAUAUUAUUCAACAUACAUAUUCAGCAAGCUCCACACUGGACAAUGCUCAAGUUAAGCUGCAUUCAAAAACCAUCUGCAAAGUUCUAGGGCAACAUUGUACGUAUCAAUAAAACUAUCAUCAUUUAACGUAAAGGAGAGGGAUCUACCACUGCCAGCAUCUUUUACCAUUUGCCAUGGAGACCGAAGAGGGUAGGAAUUAGAAACCAACAAGAGGGGCACAGACUCCUCACCUCUUUUAAAUUUCCCGUAACUCCACUCUUCUCCUUCAGAAGCCCAGAAAAUAGUUCAUCAAAAUGCAAGUUUGCUAGAUAAGGCAGUGGUCAAGUUCAGAGAGUAAUCUGGGACCUAAAAAGUAAAGAUUCCCCUGCACAUGUGUGCUAGUCAUUUCCGGUUCUAGGGGCAGUGCUCAUCUCCAUUUCUAAGCCGAAGAGCCAGCGCUGUCCGAAGACAUCUCCAUGGUCAUGUGGCCAGCAUGACUAAAUGCCAAAGGCACACAGAACACUGUUACCUUCCCACCAAAGUGGUCCCUAUUUUUCUACUUGCAGUUUUUACAUGCUUUCGAACUGCUAGGUUGGCAGAAGCUGGGACAAGUAACGAGAGCUCACUCCGUUACACGGCACUAGGGAUUCGAACCACUGAACUGCCGACCUUCUGAUCGACAAGCUCAACGUCUUAGCCACUGAGCCACCACCUCCCAACCUGGGACCUACUGACAUAUAAAAAAACCAACAAACCCUCUCUCUGUUCCUACCAAACCUGGGUUGUUCACCAGGUGUUUUUAUAUGAAAGCACUCAGAUAAAGACAUUAAAUGUGGGAGGAGAGGGUUGUUAAGUUUUUGGAGAGACUUUUAUUAUGUGUUAAGACUAAUCCAGGAUAUACAUAACAGUUUGAUUGUCUUUUCCAGUUGUUUUUUUUAAAGAGCAAGCCAUAAUGCCAGCUUUUGGCAACUGUACUAUCAAAAAUCAGCAGAAUUAUUAAAAGAGGUUCUGGGAUUAAGAAAA